GGCGGCAGCUCUGCGAGGCCCAGCCCUGGGGGUCCCGGCGGGCCCCGCUGUAACCCCUGCGCCCCGCUGCCCGUAGGCUACGCCAACGAGGUGGGAGAGUCCUUCCGAGCCAUCGUGCCCGUCUGGCUGGUGUGGAGCACCUACGGCGUGGCCACGGCCUACGUGACGGUUGACGCCGUUGACAAGGGAAAGAGAGCGGCGGCGGCUCAUGAGCACAGCUCAGGGAAGAGAGCACGGGUGGCUGUGGCUGUGGUGGAUACCUUUAUAUGGCAGUCUCUGGCUUCUGUGGCCAUCCCUGGCUUCACGAUUAACCGCAUCUGUGCUGCCUCCCUCUACCUCUUGGGUGCCAUGACCCGGUGGCCAGUCUCAGUUCGGAAGUGGACAACUACAGCUGUCGGUCUCUCUGCCAUCCCCUUCAUUGUCAAACCCAUUGACAGGUCAGUGGAUUUCCUGAUGGACUCCAGCCUUCGCAAACUGUACAGCACUGAAGAAACUCCCCCUUCCUCAUGAUGCACCCUCCCCCGUCCUACCUGCUGAAGCAGGGCCAGCCUACCUUGACAGCACUGUGCCUCCUUACUUGUUCAACUGUAUUGAAGUCCAGAUGAACCAACCUACUGUGACAGCGUGGCAGGGCAGGAGUGGGGUUGGAACAGCCCUUCCACUGCUCAGGCUCACCUCUGUUUGAAACGGCAUUAGCACCAGGCCUGAGUUCCUAGGAGCUGGUGCAUCUAACUUGGACAGCAUGGGAGUUGAGAGCUGAUUCUUAGUCCUUGGUGGCCUUGUUUUAGGUAUGGCACAGGGAAGAAUUUCAAUCUAUACCAAAACAAUGGUGCCAUGGGGUUGCAGGUCAGCCCAGGGUGGUAGAUUUUCCUGUAAGUGAUAGAAAGCCUUGGACUUGCACCACUGAGAAAUCUGUUUACUGUGAUGCCUUUCCUGAGGGUUAGCUGCAUUAAACCCAUGCUGUAUUAUAAGCCAUUUUAUUCUACUUGAGUCCAGUGUGAUCGAUCAGGUGAUCUGCUGUAAGGCACAGCCCUUCACUGUUUCUUCCAGGUGUUCACAAUAAAUCAUGUUUUAAAUCUGA
Messenger RNA from Gavialis gangeticus (Gharial), 1081 nucleotides. It is a transcript of the gene MTFP1, whose product is annotated as mitochondrial fission process 1. The annotation marks the transcript as partial. The transcript is spliced from 3 exons. Gene Ontology annotation, cellular component: mitochondrion. The record is from RefSeq and is a predicted model, not a curated record. Gene Ontology annotation, biological process: mitochondrial fission. Lineage: Eukaryota; Metazoa; Chordata; Crocodylia; Gavialidae.